ACUAAUAAUAAUAAUAGUAAUAAUAAUAAUAAUAAUAAUAAUAAUAAUAAUAAUAAUAAUAAUAUUAAUACGUUGGGAUAAAAAUUUUGAUUUAUAUAAAAGUUACCCCAUAGAGAUCCAGAAAGUAGUUUUAUCGUGAAAAAUUUCAACCUAUCUCUCUAGAUAACCGAUAGAUCAUUUCAAUCGUAUUUCCUUAUUCGUUCGAACGAUCGAACGAUCGAUCGUACGAUCUUUACCAAAGAGAGAAAUAAAAAGAGAAACAAAGAGGGAAAGAAAGAGAGAGAGAGAGAGAGAGAGAGAGAGAGAGAAAUUGUGUGUGUGUGUGUGUGUGUGAGAAAGAAAGAGAAAGAAAGAAAUAGAUGCAGAAAGAUAAAACAAAAAAAAAAAACGUGUGUAAGAAGUGAUCUCGAUUAAAAAUUUAAAAGGGAAGUUUGAUAAAGUGAAAGGAAGUCAAAAAAAAAAAAAAAAGAAAAGAAAGAAAUAGAAAAAGUAGAAAGGAAAUAAAAUAAGGAAAAGGAGAAGAAAAGGUGGAAAAAAAAAAAGAGGAAAAAGGAAAAUCAAGUAAUCUCUCAACAGAGAUUAGAAUUGAAUUAUUAGAAAAAUUAUUAUUAAACAUUAAGCACAAGUGUUUUAUAUAUCUAAAUUGACAAGAAUAAAUUUAGAAGAAGUGAUAUUACAAGAUGUCGUCCGCCAUUCAACUGUUCUUCGAUGGCUCCUGGAUUACCUUGAUCUUGUCAUCCUGUUUGCUACUGAUGAUACUGACAUUCGCCAUACAACGUGGACAAUUUAUUUACGCUGUUAGGAAUAUACCUCAGCCAAUAUCUUUGCCGAUAAUUGGGAAUGCCUAUCAAUUAAAUUCCACUUUGGAAGAAUUCUUUACAAAUCUGGUCAAAUGGAGCCACCGAUUUGGUGAUAUAUUUUUAGUUUGGGUCGGUAUACGUCCCUUCAUCUUUCUUUACAAAGUUGAAACGGUCCAACCUUUACUAAGUAGCAGGAUUCAUAUAAAUAAAAGCUUCGAUUACAAAUACCUAAAUCCAUGGCUUGGCAAUGGAUUAAUCACCAGUAACGGCGAGGUUUGGUAUCACAGUAGGAAGUUACUAACACCGACCUUUCACAGUGGCCUCCUUGAGGAUUAUCUCAAUAGCGCUACGAAUGAGGUUAAAAUUAUGAUCAGCUGUCUCAAGAAAGAGAUUGGCAAGAGCUUCGACAUCGUACCAUAUGCAAAACGUGCUAUGUUAGACGUGAUUUGUGACAGUGCUAUGGAGUACCAACUUAAUGCGCAAACUAAUUUUUUCAACGAAUACGUUUUGGCUGUGACCAGAAUGUCUCAAAUCAUGCAGUAUAGAUUUACAAAUGUUUGGACAUCGUUCAACUUGAUAUUCAGAUUGACAAAAUUAGGAAGAGAACACGAUCAUGCUCUUAAAGUUAUUCAUAGUUUCGUUGAUAAGAUUAUAGCCGAAAGAAAACAGGAAUGGAUAAACAAUCAAAAUGACGAUUCUAACAAACCAAUAAAGAAACAUCGUGCUCUGUUGGAUUUUUUAUUAGAAAUAUCGAAAAACGGUACAAUCUUGACUGAUACUAACAUUCGCGAUGAGGUCAAUACGUUUAUGUUUGCUGGCCACGAUACAACAGCUACAAGCAUAUCCUGGAUAUUGUAUGCUUUGGGAAGACGACCCGAAUAUCAGGAACAAAUCCUAGACGAAUAUGACGAGAUUGUUGGUGACAAAGAAAUAACGUUAGAAACAUUGAACAAAUUAGUUCUAUUGGACGCAUGCAUCAAAGAAUCAUGGCGUCUCUACCCGGUGGUUCCAUUAAUCGCCAGACAAAUUUAUAAUCCCAUUAAAAUACUGGGACACAAUAUUCCAGUUGGUUCGACGGUCCUAAUAAACUCAUAUCUGUUACAUCGAGACGUUCGCUAUUUUCCCGAUCCCGAUGUCUACAAACCCGAAAGAUUUUUACCAAGUAGCCCUAAAUUACCGUCGUACACGUUCAUACCAUUCAGCGCGGGAUCACGCAAUUGUAUAGGAUCGAAAUUCGCGACAAUAGUCGUUAAAGUGUUCAUCUUAUCGAUAUUAAAGUCUUAUCAUAUCGAAUCGUUAAUUACCGAAGACAAACUUCGUCUUAUAUCCGAAUUAGUUCUCGUUAAUAAGGACGGAAUAAAAUUAAAAAUUACACCAAGAACGCGAUGAUUUCGAAUAUAAUUAGUUUGUUUGUUUGUUGUUGUUCUUUUUUUUUUUUUUUUUUUUUUUUUUCCAUUAUCAAAAUGGACGUCCUAUAAUAUAUCUAUGUAUAUAUACAUAUAUAUAUAUGCACGACGGAUAAUAACAUAUUUUCAUCCUUGUAUAUCGUCUUGUUUAAACAGAAUCGUUUAAAAUAGAUUUAUAAAAUACUUGUAGAUUAUAGAUUAAAUUUAAGCUAAAUUAUACAAUUAGUCGUAAUUGAUAUUUCGUUACUAAAUAAUUA
Vespa crabro (European hornet) is the source of this 2463-nucleotide messenger RNA. Its product is annotated as cytochrome P450 4c3-like. The transcript has 8 exons. The record is from RefSeq and is a predicted model, not a curated record. Lineage: Eukaryota; Metazoa; Arthropoda; Insecta; Hymenoptera; Vespidae. Bases 681 to 2189 code for a protein of 502 amino acids. Gene Ontology annotation, molecular function: oxidoreductase activity, acting on paired donors, with incorporation or reduction of molecular oxygen; heme binding; monooxygenase activity.